AUGCACGCACGUCUGAAUCUUGUAGCGGUGGACAAUAUAACGGGCCAUCGGGGACGAUCGUUCAGAGUGAGAGGUGCCAGCGGACUCGAGCAGCCGGCGGUAGACCGACGCAAACUGGUUGUAGUACACCACCUUGUGCUCGAAAACGCGGCAGAUCUCGGUCGUGGCCAGCACGGGCUCGUUCUUGCCGUGCUGCGCGAGGUUCAGCGCCGCAAACAGCAUGAAGAACUUGAUCAGGUCGCUGCUCUUGACCAGCAGCAUGAUGUCCGUCUCCUUGAAUAUGUUUAUCAGUUUCUCGCACUCGGUGUCCAGGUCCUGGAUCAGUUUCGGGUCGAGCGUCGUGAGGUGCGCUCUGCGGUACAGCAUCACCUUGGAGAAGCGGUAGGUGAUCACGAUGACCGGGCCGACGGUGUCCUGCUCGAGCAGGUGCUUCCAGUCGUUGAAGGACGACUUGAGGUCCUUGAGCGAGGUCUCGAGCGGCUCCUUGAACUGCAGCGCGUUGUACAGCGUGAGCAGGAUCGAGAGCUGGCUGACGAUGCGGCCGUCGAAGCUCGACGCCGACGGGAUGUCGAGGAUGUUGCGGCACUGGUCGAGCCGCAGCGUGUCGAUCAGGCACGGCCGGCCCGAGAGGAUGCAGUAGCACAGGUGCGUGAGCGCGAGCUGGUUCCAGAGCCGGAAACUCUCGAUGCGGUCCGGGUGCAUCUUGAACCGGUCCGACAGCAGGUUGAGGUCCAUCUCGCGCGUGAUGUAGUGCAGCAGCGCGUAGCCCGACAGAAACCAGCCGUCGAAGUAGAACGCCUGGUACGAGAGCGAGAUGGAGAAAAGCGCAAUCAGCAGAAACGCCUGGAUCUGGUACUUGGUCUGCGGCACGACGAGCAGCGACGCCGAGAGCAGCCGCUGGAUCGUGUGGAGCAGCGAGCGCGCAAGCACGUCCAUGUUCUGGGGCAGGCGGCCGCGGUAGAAGCGGAGCCCCAGCACGCACAGCACGGCGAGCAGCAGCGGGCACUGCGUGCGCAGCUCGGUGACGUAGUUGUGCGGGACCGUGUAGAUGCCGCCCCAGAGGCCGUAGAAGUCGACGGCGAGCCGCACGAGCUCGUUGGCGAGCGGCUCGGACAGCACGCCGCUGGCGACGACGUCGGCGUCGGCCGGGUGCGUGAGCACGAGCGGCCAGAUGCCGUGCGCCAGCUCCUUGUUGAAGGGGAUCUGCGUCAUGUCGCCGGCGCGGCGCACGUCCCGGAACGGCGUCACGUCGAAGUACAGCUUGUCGAGCAGGUUCGACGCCUCGGGCUGGUGGUCGAGCUCCUGGUCGACCAUCUCGGCGGCGCGGCGCACGCCCAGCAGCAGGUCGACCUUGCUGAGCACCUCGUCGAGUUUCUGCGCGACGGACGCGGAAUCCGCCGAGGAAGCGGCGUUUUGCGAGAUGAGCGAGUCUGUCAGGUUGACGUCUGCCAGCGAGCACCGGAUGCCCAGGUUGGUGCACCGGAAACACGUCUGGCCGUUGUUGAGGUAGUGGCACCGCGUCUUGGAGCGGCGGCACUGCGAGCACGCGAGCGCGGCGCGGCGCACGUGGAACUUGGGCGUCCUGUUUGGAGAGCUCUUUUUCAUACGAGUACAGUUUUUUUAAUAUUUGGUAAAUCCCUCGGUCAAUAUGGCGAGAUAUUUUUCCCCGUCCACACGGGCCACGGCGUCGAUUUGCGGCAGGCCCUGCCACUUGAAGUUUUUGCGGCGGUCCACCACGAUCUGCCCGAGCGCGAUGUCCGACUUGGUCUCCACCAGACAGUCGACCUUUUCGGUUUCCAUGAUGGACUCGUCGAUGGCGUACGCCACCGCGAGCGAGUCUAUGAGGGCGCAGUAGUCGCCGAAGCCGCGCCGCCGGAGCCACGCGAGCACGCCGAGCACGAACGUCGCCGCGGGAGAGCGCGACUGAGCCAGCUUGUCCUGGUACCUCUGCGUCAUCGCGAUGCACGGCUGACAGAAGAUGUCCAUGCCGAUGGCCGUCAGGUUGAACUUGGCCCCCCACACAAGCUCUGCGGCCUCCGGGUCCACGUAGAUGUUCCACUCGCUCACCGGGUUGUCGCCCGUGGCGUGCAGCGCCUCCGACGGCGAGAAGCCAAACGAGCCCCCGAUAAUGAUCACUUUCUCCACUUUGCGGGGCAGCUCGGGGUCCUUGAUCAGGGCGAGCGCCAGGUUUGUGAGCGGGCCCAGACAGAUGACGCUGAUGUUGCCCGCGUGCCGGUUGACGGUGUCGACGAUCAGGUCGCUCGCCACGGCGACGGUGUUCCCGGUCGCGUCCCACGGCUCGGUGGACAGCUCGGGCAUGCCCAGGUCGCCCAGGCCGUCGGAGCCGUGCGAAAACGGGUCGCGCGGGUACUUGCGCACAAGGGGCUUGUCGGGGCCUUGCCCGAUGGGCACGUCCAGCCGGUUGGUCAUGGAGAGCACUUUCUUGAGGUUCUGGGUGCAGGAGCUGGCCCUGAGGUUGCCCGAGACCGUGGUGAUGGCCCUGACGUCCAGGUUGCCCGGCGCGAGCGCCAGCAGCAGCGCGCUGGCGUCGUCGAUGCCCGGAUCGCAGUCGAUAACAACCUUUCGCAUAAAAACAGAGAUAAAUGUUUACACGGCUAA
Molecule: messenger RNA, 2619 nt
Organism: Ogataea angusta
Lineage: Eukaryota; Fungi; Ascomycota; Pichiomycetes; Pichiales; Pichiaceae
Exons: 2
Coding region: 1-2619 (872 amino acids)
Source: RefSeq, a predicted model, not a curated record